Molecule: messenger RNA, 687 nt
Organism: Pisolithus orientalis
Lineage: Eukaryota; Fungi; Basidiomycota; Agaricomycetes; Boletales; Pisolithaceae
Exons: 2
Source: RefSeq, a predicted model, not a curated record
UACCCCAUCCUGACCCAUGAUCUUAAUGAUCUGGUCAGUGAGAAGGCUGCAUUCAAUAUUAGAAAUGCUGACCUUUGCUCUGGGAAAAUCCAGCUCGAUGCCUCUGCUGAUUCAAUCAUUGGAGUCAGAGCAUUCAAGAUGGCCCAAAUUGUGCAACUCAACCUAUCACCUCUCAGGGACAUGGGUAUUGGGUCAUCUCCCAAUGAUCGCAUCAUCCUCAAAAGACUGUAUAUCAACAACCAUCCUGUGGAAGUCAAACCCCCAUUCACACAUUAUGCCCUACAAGACAAGUCCAACAUACUCUACUGUGAAGCCAAUGCUUUGUACUGGGCCAAAGCACUCUUGCAGAUGACAUACCAAUUUGUUGAUCAUGCUGUCAAAGAUACCAAGGUACCACCACCUUUUGAAAUUCCUUGCCUGCACUUUGUGGAUGUGGGAUUGUUAUUUGCAUAUUUGGAUCCCAGCAGUAUUGUGAAUGUCACAUACCUUGUUGAGGAACUCAUCCCCACAUCCUCAGAUGAUGAGUUUGUGAAGUACAUCCACAAUGGCGAUGCAGCUCCUUGCUUCUUUCUGGAUACAAAGGCAGAAGAGAUCACAGACUUUUUGGCCUUCACUCAACACAUGCAGUACAUCAUGACUGGUGGUCAAGUAUACAUAUCUGACUAUCAAGGUAAGCUGUGGCAAUAG